This is a messenger RNA of Alternaria burnsii, 324 nucleotides long. RefSeq lists its product as uncharacterized. Lineage: Eukaryota; Fungi; Ascomycota; Dothideomycetes; Pleosporales; Pleosporaceae. The record is from RefSeq and is a predicted model, not a curated record. The coding region runs from base 1 to 324 and encodes 107 amino acids. The transcript has a single exon.
AUGGAGCUGCUCCUCGGUUUCUUCAUCGUCCGACAGCCCAUACUCUCUCACAUAUACGAUACCUACACAAAUCCUCGUUCACAUCAAACCUCUCAAUACCAACUGCCGUCGAGCUUCCUCCCUUUUCCCAAGAUGCAGUUCUUCACGACAGUCAUGGCCACAUUGAUGCUUGGCGGCGCUCUGCUUCCAACUGCUUUUGCUGCCAAAUACCCCUGCGAGGUCGGCAACAGCCGCAAUCGAGGUGAAUCCUGCUCGAACGAAGGCUGGUACGGAUGCAGCAACAAUUUGAAGCAUACUGUAAGUCACCCUUCCCGAUAUCUUUGA